CGUUUCCGGGUGGAGGCAGAUGUGGCAGUGAACCGUGCCAAUAUGCUGACUCGACUGUGGAAGUAUGCGGCUCCAGAGGUCAUGGACUCGGAAUAUCUGUUGCACGCUGGUGUCUUCGCAAUGGUGGAGUUUGAUGAUGACAUCUUUGCCGCUGGAAACUGUUACGAUCAAUUCCAGUACAAAGACUACUGGCUCUUCUGUCCAUAUGCCUACCGGCUGCCUGAGGGUCUUAUCCUGGUCAAGGAUCUAGCGGUGGAGUACAAGUACCUAAGUAACACCAGCGAGUGGUUCUACAUUGCCAGGAAGAACGCCGAAAAUGUUAUCAUCAACUACAAUCAGUUCAGUAGAGGCUUUAAUACGUACACAUACAACGAGACAGCUCACACAGACAGAGUGCCGGACGAGAUCCUCAGUGUACGUUACGAGGAUGGCAAGUGGAGUAAGCCUUACUACGACUGUGGAGGUGGCAACAUAUGGAUGCUCACAUACACUGUGCCUUUCUUUGGUUACGCCAACAAUUCCUACUUCUUCAAAGGAACAAGUGGAAUAGACAUCGACUUGAGGAGAGUUGACAUCGAUCAGUGUCCGCUACCAGCUGGCAGCACUCAGCUCAACAUAUUCGCAGCUUCUGACAAGUGCAAAAAUCGAACGACAGAGUGUGUAGCUUUGCCAGGCCUUGGGUUCCGGCGUGGCAGCUACAAAUGUGUUUGUAAGCGAGGCUUCUACUACCCCGACACCAAGGCAGCUCAUCGCUACUACAACGGCACAGUCAUAGAGGAGGAGUACGAGAAACUUAUGCUGGGAGAAGAAAACCAGUACAACAACUCCGAGGUAUUCGUGUGCCUGCCUUGUGCUGAAGGCUGUGAGGCUUGUCUGGACGGCAGCCCCUGCGUAGUGUCUCUAAACUGGGUCAUGCGCACCGCCAUCCUCAUCAUGUCCUGCGUCUUCAUCUGCUGUCUUCCCGUCGUCGUGCUCUUCACCUGGAAAUACGGCAAUGUUAAAGUGGUGCGAGCCGCAAGCCCUGUCCUUCUCAGAGUUAUUACGUUAGGAGCUUUCUUUAUUUACUGCACAACGAUCGUGAUGUACCCUCGACCCAACAUCAUCACCUGUACUCUACGAGUCUGGCUCAGAGAAAUAGGAUUUUCCCUUACUUACGGCGCCCUCAUGCUUAAAACAUGGAGGAUAUCAGUGAUAUUUCGAGUCCGGUCAGCGAAAGCGGUGAAGAUUACGGACCUGGACCUCCUGAAGCGGCUGGGGGUCAUUGUUGCCAUUUUCUCUGUAUUCCUGAUGAUCCGCACCCUAGUGGCGCCCCCACACGUCAUCAUAGGGCGGACUGCGGAUGAUCUCAAAGCCUACCUUUGCCACACAGACUGGUGGGACCACUCCUUCAGCAUGAUGGAAGUGCUGUUCCUGGUGUGGGGAAUUCGUCUCUGUAUUGUGGUGAGAAAAGCGCCCUCUGAAUUCAACGAGAGCAGAUUUAUCUCAAUGGCAAUAUACAACGAAUUCCUGCUCUCAUGUUUCCUUAAUGUUUCCAUGCUAUUCUUGCAAUCACCUGCAAACCCUGACCUGCUCUACAUUAUUUUCUUCGCCCAUACUCAGCUUACCGUUACAUUACUGCUUUGCCUUAUUUUUGGAAGCAAGGCAUACAUGGUUUUCAAAGGCCACGGAAAGGCGGAGGACUCCACCAAUACUCUUCCCAAAGCUCAAACUACGAAGUUCCUGGCCAAACCACGUUCUACGAACUCCCAGUACGCAGCCAGUACCAAUUCCCAGUACGCAGCUAGUACCAACUCCUCCAUUACGGCGCACGAGUAUGCUAGGCUCUCUGAACUUGAAGUCCAGGAGGAGUUUAAGCGACUCUCUACUCAACUGGAGAUGCUGAGGGACCACAACAUGCGGCACGGCAACAGACAUCUGGCCGCCAAAAUAUCAGCAAUGCAGGAGGCGGCGCGGGACUACCGAGAGAACAUCCCGGAAGAAGACAGCGACAGCAUGGCGGUACCGACCCUCCCUGGCUCGGGGUCUGUCCCGCCACACCCUCUGGCUCAAGGGGAUGAAGUGGCAAAUCACAGGGUGAGCCGCAGAAUCGAAGGCCAGUGUGAUUCUCGCUGCAGCAAGUUCGAGAGGAAGGAAUACCCCAUCAGCAAACACAAGGAGCGGAGUCCCCAACACUCCACCGAAUCCAACCAACUCCGCUCCGGCCAUGCGCGCACUCACACCAUCGUCAUAAACCUGGACGACAAGAACCGGUUCACUGAGGAGGUCACCGUCUGAUGUCCGCCACCCAGUACUCUACAGGGUUGUGGUUGCUAUUGGGGUAGCUUUGAGAUAAAAGAUACAGGAUGUAUAUGUAGAGCAGCUGGCCUCAAAAUACCGGACUGUAUUGGAACUCCUAAUUAUCAACUUCCUGUCUUUGUCUUUUCACAUUACCUGACCUUGGUACUAUAGUUGUAUUAUCAAAGUAUCUGUGAUAUUGUACAUAAAGUUUGUAUAAUGUUCUAGUUUUUUAUUAUGUAAAUAUCGCGAUAGUAUAAGAAAUAUUUAAUUGAGUGUACUGACACAUAAAUGUUGGUGUGCUCGUAGUUGCAUAAUGAUUUAAACGGACUUACUUCAUUACUUUAUAUUGAAUUUAUUCUACUGGUUGUAAAUAAGCUACUUAACCAUUGGUUUUAAACUAUUUCGACGUUGAACAUGGCAAUGAAACAAAACAUAUUAUUAUUCAUAUAAAUUUUGGUUUGCGUUUAUAAAAUAAAAUACUCGUCUGUGAAAUAACAAAAUUUUGCUAAAAAACAAAUUUUUGUGUACAUGUUAAUUUAAAUUGGCAAGCCACCAAAGAAUAUUAUACAUAACAUCGAAUUAAUUAUACCUGUAAUAGAUCAGAGCCAAUAAUUAAAAAGAAAAAAUAUGAAGAAAUAUAAUACAUAAAAUACAAGAAUUCUGCUAUGAAAACACUUAACGUAAGAGUAAUUGUGUAAACUGACAUGUAUCUACAUUUAUGCAAAAUGAAUCAGUAUAUAUAAAAACGUAUUAAUUUGACAGUUAAUUAACAAUAGUCUUUUUUAAUGAAAUGUAGCACUAUAACUAGCUAUAUCAAAUGCUGUAAAUAAUAAGCUGUUACUAAAUAAACAAGGUCACAUUGUACAUUAUUUUACUUUUCUAUCCCGAGAUAAAAUUAAUUUUCCAGUGGAGAUUUAAAUUUAAGAACGUGCAAUUGAGAAAUAUGAAUAAUUUCUUAUAUUUUUAAAAUAAAUGGUCUUAUAUCAUUUUUCAUGGUACACUCUAACAGGGAGGACAUCAGAAAUAUAAUCGCAUAUAACAUUUAGUAUAUACAUUGAGUUUGUUUAUGUAGAUGAACAAUACAAUAGAUAUUUUAUUAUUAGUUCUCAAAAUCCUAAUUAUAUCUGACUUCAAAUAACAAACUAUAUCUUACAAGUACAGAAUUACUUGUUUCAUUUAAACAGUAGUGUUGGCAGAACUUGUACAAAGACUGAAAUGAAUUUAGAUUGUAGCACACGAAAAUUAUCUAAAUUUCUAACUACUUAUGCUUUCCUGCUUUAGAAGCAAAAGUUCGUAUGUGUUAAUUUUUAAAUUGAGCUCGAGAGGAAGAAUGGUUUUGAAACAAUAACAGACAAAUAUAAAAGUUAUGAAUGCCCUCAAGUGUUUACGUACUCUCUAGUUGAGUGUUUUGCAAACCAACGAAAUGUUUGGUUAAAACGCUAUCAUGUUUAUUUUUAUUUUAAAACAGUUUUACAGACUAAUAACAAAAUUGAAGCCUUAGCUAAUAAUUCAUUUAUUUUAUAAUACAAUUAAAAUUCAUAUGAGUAAUUUUGUGAUAAAAUAAGUCAUGAAUUAGGUAAAAGUAAAAAGGUAAAUGUAAUGCAGUGACUCAUCACAAUUUUACUACGGAACAAUUAAAUUAAAAUUUUAUUCAAAUUUAAAAAUAUUUGUAAAAUAUUAAGUUUAAUAAUACAUGUUAUUACAGAAAAACAAAUUGAUAAAUUCCAUCUUAGCCACGGCGAAAACGAAAAAAAUGUGUACUUAAAUCGUGAAAAAUACUUAUCCUGCUUAUCACCGGUAUUAUUGGUAAAAGUUGAUGUAACUUAUGUAUAUAAGAAAUACGUCCUUAUAGUACUUAAAUUAUUUUUAAAUUGUAUUAAGCGUAUAGAUAUAAAUAGCAGUGUAGUAUUUUAAAUACCUGUGAUACUUGGACCAUGAGGUUGUUUAUAGAUUUUAUAUUGAUUUACUUCUUGUAAAUAAAUAUUAAGUACUGGAGGAAUAAGCCUGCUCCGACACUAUGUAAAAGAUGUUAUUCUUUUGGCUGUGCUGUAAUAGAAAAUUCAGAGGUUGUAAAUAAAAUGUACUCAAUACUCUAGAAAUAAAGUUUAAACUAAGACGAAACUGUAACUUCUAGCAUGUAGAGAGACUACAACAGUUUAUCUCGUUUAUAUGAAGAUAAAAGAUGAAGAUAUGAAUAUAAUUAUAAAAUACUUUUUAUAGCUUCGAACGGUCCUUGAUAGACUGAGCCCUAUCGACCGUUCGAAUCUUAGAUAUUUAAAUAUCAAGUAAUACGAAAAACGUUACAAAAUGUUGUUCCAUUAUUAAAAAUUUUACUCGUUUCAAAGACAAAAUAAAAAAU
This is a messenger RNA of Homalodisca vitripennis (glassy-winged sharpshooter), 4636 nucleotides long. RefSeq names its product probable G-protein coupled receptor CG31760. The coding region runs from base 43 to 2274 and encodes 743 amino acids. Gene Ontology annotation, molecular function: G protein-coupled receptor activity. Gene Ontology annotation, biological process: G protein-coupled receptor signaling pathway. Gene Ontology annotation, cellular component: membrane. The record is from RefSeq and is a predicted model, not a curated record. The transcript is spliced from 13 exons. Lineage: Eukaryota; Metazoa; Arthropoda; Insecta; Hemiptera; Cicadellidae.